CCUCGCCGCGCGCAUGCGUACUCCGGAGGGCUGGCCUCUCGUGCUCUCUCGCGCGCGCGGCGCCUGCGCAGUGGGCUCUUCCCUGUCUGUCUCUCCCUCCUUUGGUUUCCGGGGGCGUUUGCGGGCAGAGCCGGAGCCGAGGAGGCGGGCACAUACCUGAUACAAAAUGAGUGUCCCUGACUACAUGCAGUGUGCAGAGGACCAUCAGACUCUGCUAGUUGUGGUCCAACCAGUUGGAAUUGUUCCUGAAGAGAGCUUUUUUAAGAUCUACAAACGGAUCUCGACAGUGAGUCAGAUCAAUGUCCGUGACUCUCAGCGUGUGCUUUAUAUCCGAUACAGACAUCAUUACCCUCCAGAGAACAAUGAAUGGGGGGAUUUUCAGACACAUCGUAAAGUUGUGGGGCUCAUAACCAUCACAGACUGUUCUUCUGGAAAGGACUGGCCUCAGACCUUUGAAAAAUUCCACCUACAGAAGGAAAUAUAUGGCUCUACACUUUAUGAUUCCCGUCUGUUUGUCUUCGGGCUUCAGGGAGAAAUUGCAGAGCAACCUCGUACAGAUGUGGCAUUCUAUCCUAGUUAUGAUGAAUGUGAAAAUGUGGAAAAGAGAAUUGAGGACUUCAUUGAGUCUCUCUUCAUUGUGUUAGAAUCCAAACGUCUUGACAGAGCUACAGAUAAAUCAGGAGAUAAGAUUCCCCUUCUGUGUGUUCCUUUUGAAAAGAAGGAUUUUGUAGGCCUGGAUACAGAUAGUAGUGUGUUUUUGGGUCUCAAAAGACAUUAUAAGAAGCGUUGCCAGGGUCGCAUGCGAAAGCACGUUGGUGACCUAUGUCUCCAGGCUGGGAUGUUACAAGAUUCCCUUGUGCAUUAUCACAUGGCUGUGGAGCUCCUCCGUUCUGUAAAUGACUUUUUGUGGCUUGGAGCUGCUCUUGAAGGAUUAUGUUCAGCUUCUGUUAUCUAUCACUAUCCUGGAGGGACAGGAGGUAAAGUGGGUGCACGCAGAGCACAAGGCAGCUCAGUUCCGACAGAGGCAGCUAAUAGGCACAGACCAGGGGCACAAGAAGUUCUUAUCGAUCCAGGAGCUCUCACUUCAAAUGGAAUUAAUGCAGAUACCAGUACUGAAAUAGGGAGGGCUAAGAACUGCCUUAGCCCUGAAGAUAUUAUUGAUAAAUACAAAGAGGCCAUUUCCUACUACAGCAAGUACAAGAAUGCUGGUGUGAUUGAGUUGGAAGCCUGUGUCAAGGCAGUGAGAGUGCUGGCAAUUCAGAAAAGAAGCAUGGAAGCUUCUGAAUUCCUUCAGAAUGCUGUUUAUAUUAAUCUUCGUCAGCUUUCUGAAGAAGAAAAGAUUCAGCGUUAUAGUAUUCUUUCUGAGCUCUAUGAGCGUAUUGGAUUUCAUCGCAAAUCUGCUUUUUUCAAGCGUGUGGCAGCAAUGCAGUGUGUGGCACCUAGCAUAACUGAGCCUGGCUGGAGAGCUUGCUAUAAACUCCUUCUGGAGACUCUUCCUGGUUACAGUCUGUCUUUGGAUCCUAAAGAUUUCAGCAAAGGAACCCAUCGUGGUUGGGCUGCUGUACAGAUGCGUCUGCUUCAUGAAUUAGUGUAUGCCUCUAGAAGAAUGGGAAACCCAGCACUUUCUGUUCGACACCUAUCCUUUCUCUUGCAAACAAUGCUGGAUUUUCUUUCAGAUCAAGAAAAGAAAGAUGUGACACAGAGUCUAGAAAAUUACACUUCAAAAUGCCCUGGAACAAUGGAAUUCAUCACACUUCCAGAUGGUCUAAAGCUUCCCCCAGUUCCUUUCACGAAACUUCCCAUUGUAAGAUCUGUCAAGCUCUUAAACCUUCCUGUUAGCCUUCGGCCACAAAAAAUGAAAAGCCUGCUGGGUCAGAAUAUGUCAACUAAGAGUCCUUUUAUAUAUUCUCCAAUCAUUGCUCACAACCGUGGAGAGGAAAGAAGUAAAAAAAUAGAUUUUCAGUGGGUCCAGGGAGAUGUUUGUGAGGUUCAGCUGAUGGUAUACAAUCCAAUGCCUUUUGAACUUCGGGUGGAAAAUAUGGGCCUUCUGACAAGUGGAGUGGAGUUUGAAUCUCUCCCUGCAGCUCUGUCUCUACCAGCCGAAUCUGGUCUCUAUCCGGUUACACUUGUUGGUGUUCCUCAGUCUGCAGGACAGAUCACCAUUAAUGGUUAUCACACUUCAGUCUUUGGAGUCUUCAGUGAUUGCCUUCUGGAUAAAUUACCAGGAAUAAAGACAAAUGGCUGUACAGUGGAAGUAAUUCCGGCUUUACCUAGAUUACAGAUCAGUACUUCAUUGCCAAGGUCUGCUCACACAUUACAGCCUUCCUCAGGAGAUGAAAUUACCACCAGUGUGUCUGUUCAACUUUAUAAUGGUGAGACACAGCAGCUUAUCAUUAAACUGGAAAAUAUUGGAACUGAGCCUUUGGAGAAGCUGGAAGUUACUUCAAAGAUGAUCAACACAAAAGGAAAGCUUUUUGGUGACUUUCUGAGCUGGAAUCUAGAAGACACCCUCUCGCAAUUUCCCCUGAAACCUGGGAGCACUGCUACAUUCAUUGUUUACAUUAAAGUAAAGCUUGAUUUCUCCUGCCAGGAAAACCUCCUGCAAGAUCUUAAUGAUGAUGGAAUUAGUGUGAGUGGUCUUCCACUUUCUAGUCCUUUUCGACAAGUGAUAAAACCCAGGGUAGAAACUAAGCCUAUCAACCCUCCAGAAGCAAGCAAAGCUGGUGACUUCAGUCAUGUGAAGACACUGGAAGCCAUCUUGAAUUUCAAAUACUCAGGAGGUCCAGGACAUAUUGAUCGAUAUUACAGAAACUUGUCUCUGGGGCUCCAUGUGGAGGUGGAACCAUCUGUCUUCUUUACUCGUGUUAGUACCCUGCCUGCAACAAGUACCCGCCAGUGCUACCUCCUCCUUGAUGUGUUCAACUCCACAGAACAUGAGCUCACAAUUAGUGCACGGAACAAUGAAGAUCUGGUUUUGCAUGCUGGAGAAUGCCAACGCAUGGCUAUCCAAGUUGACAAGUUCAACUUUGAAAACUAUCCGGAUUCCCCUGGGGAAAGCACACAGUUUGCAAACCCAAAGCAACUGGAAGAAGAGAGACAGCAAGCAAAAGGUCUGGAGAUCAACAGCAAGUUAGACAUUCUCUGGAAAAUUCCCUCUUUGAAGCGUGAAGGUGAAGCACGGGUGGAAGGCGUUCUCAGUCAGCUAGUCCUGGAGCACCUGCAGUUGGCUCCUCUCCAGUGGGGAGAUGCUGUUCUGCCCACAAAAAGUGCACCAGAGCAUUAUUCUACCCACAAACUGAAUAAAGCAAAUGGAGAGCUUAUUGAAGAGCUUUGUGAUAGUGCUGAAAUGGAAUGCAUCUGAACUUUCUGGACAUCGUAGCUUCUUUAGUAGUAUUUUAUUUUCUAACAGAUUGGUAAAUAUAAUUUGUCACAGUAGCAUGAGAGGUCAGUAAUAUAUUUCACGGGGUUUCUUUAUACUCUCUAAACAAACAUGAACAGAUGUAUGCACUUAACUAUUUUAGAUUAAAACUGUGUUCCAACCCUUGCAGCCAGGUGUGAUAAAUUAUUUAUAGGACUUUAUUGUAAUCUGUUCCCGUUCUAAACUGUGCCCUCUAUUUAGUAUGAAAAUUGCUUUAUUAAUUGAAAACAGGGUAAAAUAUUUUGUUCAGUGGAAAAGGAAGUCAAAAGAUUAUAGUGCAAAUUGUAUUCUUUAAAAUGUAAAGCAGAAGGAUUAUGUGUGUGUGUGUGUGUGUUUACAUGAAAAGACAGGGAGGAUAAACAUGAAAAAAGCGAAAUUUGUAGCCAGAAUGUGUCAUUGAUAAUGAACAGACGGUACCCAGUUAGUGUUAAUUUUAGCACGGCAAGAGAGUAUUGGCAGGAAGCCAGAAGUGGAGGCAUUUGGAGUGACAUGCUUUGGUCUCAAGUUUGCUUUCCAAUUAGAGGACCUAAAAGCAAGUAACAGAAAUAUUUAUUAUAAUGUCGAUAGUGUUUGUGACAGCACUUCCGCCAUUGUUUAAACAAUCUUCCUAUUAUAUGUUUAAAUCAAGCUAUUUCUAGGUGGUAUGCUGUGACCUGAAAUGCUGUUGUUUUAACCUUUUCUAAGUUGUCAGAUUUUCUCACCUUCUACUUAUCAGUCUUUAAGAUCAACUACACAAUUUUGUGUGAUACUGCUUUUUAGAAAUAAAUUAUUUUGUUAGGCACACAUCUGCUCUAAUUCAUAUGUCACCCUGGACAAUAUUUCUGCUUUUUCAUAGUUUCACUUGUAAUCUUAGAAUCAUAGAAUCAUAAGAGUUGGAAGAGACCUCCUGGGCCAUCCAGUCCAAUCCCUUGCCAAGAAGCAGGAAAAUCGCAUUCAAAGCACCCAUGACAGAUGGCCAUCCAGCCUUUGUUUAAAAGCCUCCAAAAAAGGAGCCUCCACCACUUAAAAGAUUUUAAGAUCUCUUAAAAGAUUUUAAAAGAUUAUUUCAUUUAUUUCAUUUAUUUGAAAGACAAUGUUUCAGUAGUCAGCAGUGCAUACUUGCAGGGAUCAUUUAUUAGAGUGUUUGAAGAGCAAGUUUUAUUUGAAUGGCCUGAAAAAUUGAGGCUCAUUAAAACUUCUAAAUCCGAAUAUGACCUCAGAUUUGCUCCACUGGUUACAGUUUUUUCACAACUUGUUUUGAUGUUUUUACGUUGUAUUAUGUAACUGAAUGAAAUUAGUAUUGCAAUUAGUUAUGAAAUUUGGGGAGCUUUUUGUGAAGUAUGACAUUUUUAUUGUGCUUUUCAAAUUUCAAAUAUAUUAAAAACAGCUACAGUAUUCAAAAAUGAUUUUUCAUAGCAAGACUGAUAUUAUUUUAUGUUGUUUUGCGGUAAUUGUUUUAUAUUGUAUGCAGCCUUGGAAAAUGAUGAAGUGGCAUAUAAAAUUAUGAAAAAACACAUCCAUCAGUACUAGCCUGGUUCUGUGGAAGUGUUGGCUUUAAGAUCUAUAUACUUCCACUUGUGGAUUUGAGGGGACAGAUUGACAUGACCAUUGACCUUGUGAAGAAGCGUUCAUUUCAGGAGAGUCGAAGAAGCAGUACAGAUCUUUAUAGUGCAGUGGUGGGCAAAUUAUAGGCUGCACAUAGUCUCCAAGGGAUGAUAUUGUGCCCCCUGGGAAGCAAGUUUUUUUGUGUGUGUGUGUAUAUAUAUAUAUGGCUUCAAAAUGCCUCCAAAUGAUCUCUGAUUUAUGAAAGGCUAGUGAUCAAAACAAUUUUUUGCAAAAUUUAUCGCACAUACUUUGUUUAGAAGAGCAGUUUUUCUAAAAUGAUGGUCCCAACCUUAAAUGGGGUCCACUUAGUUUAGUUUUGCAAUAGCCAAACUAAAUAGAAUAGAAAACAAUAGAAUCUAGACAUGUAGCUGAAUCUGUUGGCAAUGAUUUGCACUGUUUACAGUACUCCACAUAUAGGAAAAUCAUCCUGUUUAACCAGCUUUGCAAAUGCUGAUUUGUUAUUAGUAUAAAUGUUUGAUUUGUAUACCUGUUUUAUGUACCUAUUUACCUGGAGUCUUGAAAAAGAUUAUCAGGCAGAAAGGGAUCACGAGUGGAAAGAGUUUAAGAAGCUCUGCUCUAGAGCCCAUGAAGGCCCCAAAACACAAUUUAAAUGCUUCACAUAUUCUCCGUAGAGUGGGGCAUUACGUCCUUAUUUAUUUAUUAUUUGUUUACCAUAUUAAAAAUAAUUUGGUCUCUGAUUAGGACUUCUCACAUUACAAAUCAUAUCAACCUGCCCGAAUGUUAAGAUCUUCUAGUGAGGCCCUCCUCUUGUUGCCACCACCAUAGCAAAUGCGGUUGGCAGAAAUGAGAGUUAGGGCCUUCUCAGUGGUUGCUCUAACUUUUGGAACUCCCUCACCGAAGAGGUUAAAACAGCCCCCUCCCCGACAUCUUUAAAAACAGCUAAGGACCUUUGUGCAAGCUUUUGAUGAAGACACUUAGCUGUAAUGACAGGAAGGCUAACUUUUAUUGAGUCGCGUUAACCUUACCAUCUGUCUUAUUGAGUAGGUUGCAAUAAUUGUAUUAGAUGAAUGUUUUAAAUAAGUAUAGUUAUCUCGGAUUGUAAAAUUUUUUUAUAGGUUGUGUUUUAUAUAUGCUCAUUGUUUUAUAUUGUCUUUUACACAGUGUUGUGAGCUGCUUUGGGUCCAGUUAUAGGGAGAUAAGUGGGAUACAAAUAAAGAUUUAUUAUAUUAUUAUAUUUAUACCUCGCCCUCUCUCUGCCCCCGAAGGGGCCUCGGAGCAGCUUACAAGUAGGCAACAAUUCAAUGCCGUAUAAACAAACAUAAAAUAAAAUAAACAUAUUUAUCCUCUAAGUUUCAUGUGACUCUCUAGCUUUCCAUGGUUUCCCAUAUUUUAUAGCAAGUACUCAUUGUUUCUAUAGCAUCAUUUCUAUGAAAAUUAUCUACCUCUCUUCCCUCCACCUGAUCAUCAGUUUCAAGCCAAAUCUUAUCACUGCCUGAGAGAUCCUUAAUUCGUUUUAUUUCAUUCCAGUGACAUUUAUUGAUGUGAACUGUAAUUUAAAAAAUCCCAAAAUGCUUGACUUAUAAGGCUGCAAAAGCUGCAGAUCACAAUUAAGAAUGGCACAUCUCUUGUAAUUAAGAAGUUUGUAGUAAUGGAUGAUUGUUUUCAUCAUCUAAAUGGGUUGGAGCUCUGUGUUGUGUUCAAAGUUUUAUGCCGUUUUGCAGAAUAAAGUAGGGACCGUUAUUAACCUGCGAAUAACCUAAUUCAUGACAAGCACCUGUUUUGUACCACUUCAUUCGUACGUUGCUGAUACUGUUCUCUCAAAGAGGUCUUUACAUUAGCAUUUUGGGUCUAAUUAUGAUAGUGUAGGAAGGUUCUUUUUGCCACAAGGAUUGAUAAUUACAAAUAUUAAGAUUCCUUUUGCACAAUUGUAUAAAAUAAAAAUAAAAUGAUCAUGGAGAAUAAUUCAUCAAGUCUUCAUGUUUAAUUUAGGGAUGAUAUGUUAAACACGGCAGGAGAACAAGCCUUAUGUGAUGCUUAAUGGAUGUAUAAAUUGUUUGCUGUAUUGCAUUCAUAGAGUAUAGUGUGAAAUACACUGUGCUAAUUGUGCAUCAGGUUUAAAUUGAACAUUUAUAAGUUUUAUCAUCAUCUUUUAAAACUUGUGUUAGAGCUGUGCACUCCAUUUUGUAAUAUAGGUUUAUAUCUAAGAAUCUUUUGAUAUCCAACUUCAGUGUCCUAUUCUGUUUGGCCUGUGAGAAGUUUAUAUGCUCAUAAGCAGAGUACUGGUAUCCAAAUAUAGAUUUAUCAGUUAUUCAUUCAGGCCCAACCCAUAAUCUCUCACAUUUAGAAUUUAAUUCUUCAUCUCCACUACCUUCAAACACUGAUACUGUCUCCACAGUUUCUUAUGUGUUGAACUUUGUUGAUGAGCUGAGAAGUAAUGGGUAGACCUUUCUUAUUGCCAUAUGUCCAACAGUGCACUUUCAAUGUGCAGCCUUGCAUUAAAUAUAUCAUCACCAUAAUCAUCAUUAUCUAAGGUUUAUAUGUAGUUGGAGUAGAACAAAUUACCGUCCGGUCAGCCUCACAUCGAUACCAGGCAAAAUUCUGGAAAAGAUCAUCAAGGAAGUGGUCUGCGAACACUUAGAAACAAAUGCGGUCAUUGCUAAUAGUCAACACGGAUUUACAAAAAACAAGUCAUGCCAGACUAAUCUGAUCUCUUUUUUCGAUAGAGUUACGAGUUGGGUCGAUACAGGGAAUGCUGUGGAUGUAGCAUACCUGGAUUUCAGUAAGGCCUUCGACAAAGUCCCCCACGACCUUCUGGCAAAUAAACUAGUAAAAUGUGGGCUAGACAAAACUACAGUUAGGUGGAUCUGUAAUUGGCUAAGCGAACGAACCCAAAGGGUGCUCACCAAUGCGUCGUCUUCAUCAUGGAAAGAAGUGACAAGUGGAGUGCCGCAGGGCUCCGUCCUGGGCCCGGUUCUGUUCAACAUCUUUAUUAACGACUUAGACGAAGGGUUAGAAGGCACGAUCAUCAAGUUUGCAGAUGACACAAAACUGGGAGGGAUAGCCAACACUCCAGAAGACAGGAGCAGAAUUCAAAACGAUCUUGACAGACUAGAGAUGGGCCAAAACUAACAAAAUGAAGUUCAACAGGGACAAAUGCAAGAUACUUCAUUUCGGCAGAAAAAAUGGAAAUCAAAGAUACAGAAUGGGGGACGCCUGGCUUGACAGCAGUGUGUGCGAAAAAGACCUUGGAGUCCUCGUGGACAACAAGUUAAACAUGAGCCAACAAUGUGAUGCAGCAGCUAAAAAAGCCAAUGGGAUUCUGGCCUGCAUAAAUAAGGGUAUAGCGUCUAGAUCCAGGGAAGUCAUGCUCCCCCUCUAUUCUGCCUUGGUCAGACCACACCUGGAAUACUGUGUCCAAUUUUGGGCACCGCAGUUGAAGGGAGAUGUUGACAAGCUGGAAAGCGUCCAGAGGAGGGCGACUAAAAUGAUUAAGGGUCUGGAGAACAAGCCCUAUGAGGAGCGGCUCAAAGAGCUUGGCAUGUUUAGCCUGCAGAAGAGAAGGCUGAGAGGAGACAUGAUAGCCAUGUACAAAUACGUGAAGGGAAGUCAUAGGGAGGAGGGAGCAAGCUUGUUUUCUGCUACCCUGCAGACUAGGACACGGAACAAUGGCUUCAAACUACAGGAAAGGAGAUUCCACUUGAACAUCAGGAAGAACUUCCUCACUGUGAGGGCUGUUCGACAGUGGAACUCUCUCCCCCGGGCCGUGGUGGAGGAUCCUUCUUUGGAGGCUUUUAAGCAGAGGCUGGAUGGCCAUCUGUCGGGGGUGCUUUGAAUGCGAUUUCCUGCUUCUUAGCAGGGGGUUGGACUGGAUGGCCCAUGUGGUCUCUUCCAACUCUACUAUUCUAUGAUUCUAUGAAACUCCAAACUCAAGUUGAGCAUCCCUUACCAUGGAUUCCAAUAGCAAAAAUCUAGAAUUUUCCGCAUGGGUGACUGAGAUAGUGACAUCUUUGCUUUUCCCAUGGUUCAGUGUACACAUAAUUGCUUUAAUGGACAAAACUAUUAAAAUAUUGUGUAUGAAUUUAAUUAUCUUUAGGCUGUGUUGAUAAGGUGUAUGUCAACCAUAAGUGAAUUUUAUGCAUAUACUUGGGCCCCAUCUUAAAGAUAUUUCAUUAUGUAUAUACAUGCAAAUACAUGCAAUCAAAAAUUCAAAGUAAUCCAAAAUCCCAAACACAUAAAAGGGAUAAGAACAUGUAAUCUUAAUUUCUGGCAUUUUUAUCAGCUUUUAAGGGGUGGAUAGGCCUCUGCUGUGCAUUCUGGUCAUGUGCUGGCAACUAAGAUCCUUUACAUUGCAGUUCCACUUGGACAGCACAGAAAUGUAUGGGUUUCAAGUUGGAAGCUGUUUGAUGUUUAGCACUGUUUGGUUUUGGCUAGAGCAUACUUAACAAGUGUCUUUAUAUGCAUUGUAAGCUUGAUUGGCUGAAGCAGCUAGAUUUAGAAGGAGAUCAAGCAUUCCUCACCACACCAGCACAUCUAUAAUUCAUUUUUGUGUGCAGAUUCCCUCUCCACAUGUGCUCUGUUCUGUUUCUUUCAAAAUAACGCUGAAAAGUAAUUAAAAUGCCUGUCUCUCAGGUCUCUUAAUUAAAAAAUAGUGUGUUUCAGCAAUUGAAAGAUGUGCUGAGAUUUCCCUGAGGCUUCCUCUUGCUAUAAAAAGAACAUUCUAUUUUCGUUUUACUUUCCUCUGAUAGAGAACCUCCUACCCUACUUAUUCAUUCCCGCUUGGAAUUUACUGAUCCAGUUGCAAGUCUGAGCUAUUUUAAAUUAGCAGCCAUGCCAGAUCAGCCUUUAGGGUGCACUACUUCAUUUAAUAAAAGGAAGCUGUCAGCUCAGUGCCUUGCUUUAACUAAAACAUUCAGCGGGAAUAACCCAUAUAUAGUGUCAAUACCUUUUUAUUUUUAAUCUUUUAACUUUUUCACAUGAAAAAAAUCUUUUGGCAAUGAGAGGAAGGAGAUAUAACAUGUUUUCAAUUUUUCUUCCCUAAGCAAAUUCUAACAUCUUUCUUUGCUCUGCUUUGUGAAAUGAUAUGCUGGCUUCCUCUGAUCUUUCAAGCUGUGAGUUUGGGGAAACGUUAAGAUAGUCUCUUGCUAGUAAGAAAGUACCCAGGGAUGAUUUGCAUAGCAAAUUGAACAUCUGUCUGAUGUGUACAUUUGCCUUUUUUAAGUAGUUCUGUUAAUUAAGCAUUGCAACUGAAAUCGUCAGGGACAUUCUUAUUUAAAGUUGUGAUAAUGGAUAUAUGGAGCCUUUAAUAUGUGUUUAAUACAUUACUAGUCAUCCUUUUAAACUAAGAAUGACCCUGAUGGGUAUUAAUUACCACUUGUUAGCUUAAUAGCUGAUGCAAGUUGUACAUGAGUCUUGUGAAAUGGCUAUCAUCAUUAUGAUGCAUGGAAGAGGAUGGGCAGGUCGAAUGAGCAUCGGCAUAAAUAUUAAAAUUUGUUGAGGGGCACAGUAUGAAGAGUGUCUCAGUGGAGAGAGUAUUGUCCACUAUUCUUAUAUCCAACACUUUACUUUUUCCUUUUAAAUGAAUUUCUAUCACUCAUUAUUGUGGGAAAUAGUAAUAAUAUAUUUACAGUAGAAUGAAACAUGGAAGAAACCACCUCUUAGGAGUUCUUUAGAUCACUGGUUCCCAAAUUGUUUUGGUCAUGGAACCCUUCAAAGCCCCCCCCCCCCCCCCACCACCACCCCACGAAACUCUAAUUCUGUCCCAUAUUCCUAUUGCCUGUAUAUUUUUGCAAGGUAGGUUUGGAAAUAAAAAGAUAUUCGUAUUAUAUUUUUAAAGCUGAGGUACAUUGAGUUUCAAUAAGAUCUUCAUACUCUGGCAGAGAUUUUUUAACAGUUUUUAAAAAAAGUUUUAAAAGAUUAUUUUGCAGAAAUCCUAUGAUGAUUUGUAGAAUCCUAGGGUCCUAGUUUGGAUACGGUUGCUCUAGAUAUUAUUCUUUUAUUAAUGAAAGCCAUUAAAAACAUUUAGCAACUAUUUAUGCACAUGAUGGUUAAUCCCUACAUCUCUAUGAGGUCAUCCACUUUCUCUUGGUCCUCUGUUUGGUCUUAUCAACCUGUCAUGGAUGUCUCUCUUUUUUUUUUAAUGAAUCCCAUCCAGAAAAUUUCUAGGGGACACUUUACAGGUCUUCCCAUUAUGGCACCAUAAUUUUGAAAAUAAGGAUUCUUAAAAAAAUAGAGAACUUAUUAAAAGAAAAGUGGAGAUAGAUGUCAUUCAAAUAAAUAUUAAUUUAUGAAAUAAUUGUUACUUCUUCUGAUUUCAAAAUGUGAACUGGUUAAUGACGAACGAUCUGUUGAAAGUCACUUGCAAGUGCAUAGGAUGUCAGAGCUCAUGUCUCUGAAAUAGGAAGGUAUUUCUACUGCAGCUGUUUACUCUGCUAACAUGUACAUCCAGAGCAAGUUCUUCAAAUUUAAAUUUCCAUAUUUAUGCCCAAACCUCUUUACUAUUUUAAUGUCCUAAUGAGGAAAGUAAUUUUAUCAUUACAUUUAUCGUUUAACAUUGCACUUAUUUAUUUAUUUAUACAACAUUUUUACCCCGCCUUUCUCACCUGAGGGGACUUAAGGCGGCUUACAACACCCGGCAAAAUUCAAUGCCAAACAAGUCAAUAAAAAUUAACAACACAUUUAAAACCAUUAACAUAAUCAAUAAGAAUACAUUAUACAAACAUUAAAAACAUAUAAAUUACCAUACUUAAUUCAAUUCUUCCAAGAACCUUGCACAUAGACCUUGGUUCAGACCCUGUCAAUAUAAUGCUUACUCAUAAAAUGCUUGGAACUAGGGUUCUAUUUCAUCCUACAAACUAAAGUAUAUAGGUCAAAUCAGGCAUGCAUCAGCUAGCUUGAAAUAUUAUUUUUUCUUCUUUGAAAUUUUGGGAAUGUUUAAGACUGGUCAUUAUGAUGGCUGCCUGGCAAGGAUUCAGACAUGCUAUAAAUGUGGAAGUGUUCUUCUGAAUCAGAUCUUGCAAAUAUAUCACAGCAAUUGUCCAGAUCUCAUUAUAUUCUCAAAAAAAUUUUGGAGCCUGGGUUGGACCGAAUUCCCUCUCUACUCUCACAUUGUAACAGGGAUUUUGUCCAUAUGUUAUCAUACUCAUUGACAGGUUGGAAGAACUCUUUAUGGGCAGAUGAAGCAAAUUAGAAAAUGGAAAUCUCACAGAACGAGAACAGCUGUCCUUGUUUGGAAUGUGAGAAUCUGGUGAUUCCAAUAUGUAACAAAAAAGCGCAAAAUAGAAUUUUAGUAAUAUUAAUAAAUAAUUAAUUAGAAAUAUCAUUUUAGAAACAAGAAGCAGUCUGAUGAAUAAAUGAGACUCUUUAGAGAUGUGUCAAGUGCAGAUCUUUUUUUUCUUUUUUAAGUGCAGUUGAAUGUCAGUGGACGUUCAGUGAGAAAAUAGACAACAUGCACCAGAAAACUGGAGCUGGAUGAAAUAAGGUGAUGGUAGUUUUAUGUUAAGUGGGUAAUUAUCACUUAAAGGAUUUCGGUGAUGGAGGAUCUUGUUCAGUUUCACUUGCUAACAUUUUCUUCCACUCUCCUUCCUUUUAUAAAUGAGUGUCUUAUUGAUUUAGAAACCUUAGCCAAAUGAAGCCGUGAAAACAGUGUUACUGUAAAAUCAUUGAUCAAAAAGCUCACGAGAUGACUCCGGAAUGAAAUCUAAUUGUCUGAAAGCCCAUUUAGUAGUAAUCUGCAUUAUAUUUUUUGAAUAUUUAACGUCAGUGUGACUUGGCCUGUAUUAAAAAAAUACAGAAUUUCUGCCUAGUGAUAUACAAAUAUUACCAUAUAAUUGGUCUUCAUUUUUCCAUAGUGACCCCAGAAGAAAUAUAUAUGCAUUUCCCCUCUUCAUUUUUGUUAUAAAACCUGAGCAGUAUAUACAGUAGAGUCUCACUUAUCCAACACUCGCUUAUCCAACGUUCUGGAUUAUCCAACACAUUUUUGUAGUCAAUGUUUUCAAUACAUCAUGAUAUAUUGGCGCUACAUUUGUAAAUACAGUAAUUACUACAUAGCAUUAUUGUGUAUUGAACUACUUUUUCUGUCAAAUUUGUUGUAUAACAUGAUGUUUUGGUGCUUAAUUUGUAAAAUCAUAACCUAAUGAACAUAGAAACAACAGCAGUUUAAAGAAAUGAAGAAUUUCUUAUGUAGCCUCUGCGAAGCGUAAUAUGGCCUAAUAUGGUUUGUGCUGAAUGCAAAUAAUUGUUUACAUGUAUUGCAAGUAAGCCAAGAGGAUAGUUUUAUUGCUGAGGGAACAUGUUCACUUGGCCAUCUUGAGUCUUUCCUCUGGAUCUUGAUUCCAAAAAUCCCAAUUUUAUGUGGAAAACUGAACAGCACUGGAGUCGUCACAUAGCAGCAAGUACACUAUGCUCCCAUAUUUGUGGGGAAUAUGUUCCAUGACUCUCCAUGGAUAGCUGAAACCACAGAUAAUAGUUAGUGAAUGCUAUAUUUUGACUAUACUUGGGCUAGCAAUGUGCCGUAGGAUUGCGCUGGAGCAUCUAGACAGGUCUACAAUCAGUUUCAAGAGAGGGAUUUCUUUUGUAGUGUGGGCAAGUUGAACCUAUGGAUAAGGGAGUUUGACUGUGUACAGUAGUUUUUCUCUAUUGGUGUCCACACACAUCUAGAGGGCACCACCUUCUGUUUAGCAGUACCGCCAAUAUGUGUAAAGGUCUUGCUCUCAGCUCUUUCCAUUCUGUUCAGGACUCUGCUCAGUUUGUGUUCUGGUCAGAACUCAUUGUACUUAUUGAAAUGAUUAUUUACAGACCUAAAUAUGAAAAGCUAUGGUACCUAAAUAUUCAAGAAAAUUGCAUUUACAUGCCACACCUUGUUAGUUAAGAAAGAGAGACCUAUCUUUAUUGACUGUUGCCUGAUAAGCAUUUUUCAAUGACCAAACCACAUAUUUCUAUGUUUCUAUUAUAGCAAACCUAUAACUGCCAUUGCCUACUGGGAUAUCCCACAGUUUGUUUAUGGCCUUCAGAAUGAGCACGUUAUUAAGCUUUCUGCCCUCAUGUAUUUUGGAGUCUUGAUUUGUGUCCACUUGCAUCCCUUGAGUCAUUCAUCUGAAUUCAAUUCCUUGUCCUACUUAUAUCAGUUGCUGAAUAGUAGUAGCCCAAAGGGGCACCAGAUCCUGUCUGAUCUGAGAAGCUAAGCAAGGUCAGCCCUGGUUGGUACUUAGAUGGGAGACAGCCAAUGAAAGCUAGGUGCUGUGGACUAUAUUUAAGAGGAAGGAACUAGAAUAACUCCCCCUUGCUUAAGAAAACACUAUGAAAUUGGUAAUAAUAUUGAAUUGAAUUGAAUAUAUUUGUAUGCUUCAGUGGAUCAGCUUUGUUUGAACUACCAGUUGAUUUUAAGCCAUUGUUUCUACUUCUUCAGAUCAUAGAAUAAGCAAAUGAGAAGGCUCUCUCCACAAAAUAUAUUUGCCAGCUCUUUCUAAAUAUCAUUGAAAUCUUUAUUUUGCCCUUUUCUUAUCAGAAACCAAAGGUGAUAUUACAUAGCCAUGCCAUUCAUUCCACAAAACUCCCAUUCUCUCUUUUUAUCUGGAAUGCCUGGAGGUAAUUGUAUAAUUGCAGUUUUGCAACAGAGCUCUCGUUUUUUUCUUUAAAAACAUUUUCAUGAAAAUCUUCUUUUUUAUAUUCUCUUCCACCCACUUGCUCUUCUUUCUUUCAUAGUUGACAAAGACUGUAUUAUAUCAUUUUAACCCAAGAGACACUGGUGUACUCUACAUGUUUCAAUUGUUUAUCUUUCCCUCUCUUUAUAAUAACCCAUGUGUAAACUGUGACUCGUUGUUUUGUCGCCUUUCCACUCUUCUGGAAAUUAACAUUCUGUUGUGAUGUACUGUAAUUCUGUGUGAAAGAUCCUCGAAUGUAAUGACAAUGUGUAGACAUUGGGCAAACUACUCUUCACAGAAGAGCUGUGCUUCUGUAAAAAGCUUAUAAAAAUUCAUUUUCGAGCAUCAGUGGUAAGAUAACAGAUUACAGAAAGGACAUACUACCACUUAUUAAAUCUUGUUAUUUAAUGUACUCUUUAUGCCAGCUUAAAUAAAAAUGCCAUGCUGCCUAUUCAAGGAAUAUUUUGACAAAUAGUGUGUUUUAGAAAAUAAAGUAAAAUUUGUAUAAAAUUUCCAAUAUAUGGACUAUGAAAGAAUUAUGGUGCCUCUCUUUUUCACAUAUACAUACAGGGAGAACAUGGCCUUGAUAGAGCUAGAUCUAGAUCUAUAGCACCUCUAUUUUGGGCAGUAGGGUCAUUGUGAAGAAGGUAUGCUUCCUAGCAUUUAUGUGCCAUCAUGACAGCUUGCUGGGGUUGUGAAUAUCAUGCCAAUUCUGGCUAAAAGUGUCAUCUAAUGUGUCUUUGGUUCAAGUUUAACUUUAGUUGUAUAAUAUAGCCUUAGACAAGCCCUAGCUAUGUCCCCUGCCUGCAACAUGGGAGUAUGAAAUAUGCAGGGGAAAUUCUAGUUAAUAAGUAUUAAUAAUCUCUUCCUCUUUAUCAUCCAAGUUGACUUGCCAGUAAUUAGAGAUAAAUACAGGUAAAUGUGAAAUGGCAGAACCACAUAGUAAAAGUCUAAUGCAUUAUAAGGUAAUGAGCAAUGCAAAUGCCAAAAUUGAAAAGUGGCAUGAAAGGUGGAAAUCCUACAGCAAAAGAAUUGGAGCGGGUCCCUGAAAAAUCUUAAAAAUCAAAUUUAAAACUGUUUUAAAAAUAAAACCACAAGGCUAUUUGAUUUACAGUCUCCAUAGCUGCUACAGCAUAACUAUUGCUACCAGGUGUGUAGUACAGGUUUCACAUCUGAACAUUUUAUUUGCCAUCUGAUCUAGAGUGAUUAAUACAUAAUUGACUUUCCAUGUUGAUUCUUUUAAAAAAAAUUCUUGAGUAAUAAAAAUCAGGGCUAAAGUCAGAGUUCCAUGGAAAACAAAUGAAGAGUUCCAUUACCAAAUUUUUUUGGAAACUGCUGUCCUACAGCUCUGCAGAUGUCGUUGUCCUAUGCAUCCUAGCAUGCCUCACAAGGAUUGACGCUGCUCAUUGGUGCUGGGAGUUUUAGUCUAACAGCAACUGAAGUGUUGCCUGAUUCUUACCACUAUUUAAUUCCUGUCAUUGAGCUCUGCACAGGGUGACCUAGCAAACACUUGACUGAUUUGAGUUAUGUAUUUUCCUUUGAGAUUGUAUAUAUGUUAGUAAUAACCAAUUAAUAUAAAUUAUCUCUUUCAUUGGCCUCUUAAACACUGAUGGGAACAGAACUCAAAAGGUUUAUUGCCAUCAGUCUUGAAUGGAUGUAUGGCUGCUUUAAAUGCCCAGUCGCUGGUUGUCAGCAGUAUUGGAGGAUGCCGAAUUUCAGAUGCACUUUUUAAUGACAUUUUAAUAAUGAAAAGGGAUAAUAUAUCUAUUUUUACUAUAGUGCCAUCUGUUAAGAAAGUACACUUUAACUUGUAAAUGUAAUAAUGAUUCAAAUUGUAAAUGACAUUCUGUAUCGGGAUGAAAUGUGUACUCUAUAUUUAUUGCUAUAUAACCUUCCAAUUAUCGCUCAGCCUAUAUAUUCAUUUUAGGACAUUCAUAUCCAGUUUUUGAACCACAAGGGCAGCUUACAGACAAAAAACAAAACAGCACUCAUUAAAACACAAACAAUCCCAGGCAUAAAUAAUUAAAAUUGCUAAUAGCAAUAAUAAUACAACCAACAGUGAUAAUGACAAUUAACCAGCACUAUAAAAAGACUCAGUUAAUUAAAUUUUAUUUAUUACUUAUUUAAAGUAUUUUUGUACGGCCUUUCAUUCUAGAAGAACUCUUGAGGCAAUGGACAAAUAAAAACCAAUACAGACACUUUAAAAUACGAUUUAAAAACAAUGACACAAUCUAGUUUUGAAACAAUUAAAAUAGUCAUUUCAAACAUUGGGAACCAUGAAGAACAGAAUUGUUUGUGCAGCCUGCUCUAAAGUAAAAAGAGAUGAGCCUAGCCUAUCUUUUAAAAAAAUGUUUGUUCCUGAUAGUGAAAUAAUAAACCUGUUUGAGGUAUUGCAUGGAGACUUUGCUGAGUCUCUACUCAUGUGAGCAAAGGAAAAGAUCACAUCUUGCUCCCUUUGGCGUCUAGAUUUAUGUACAGUGUUCCUUCACUACUUCGCGGUUCACUUUCACAGAUUCUCUGUUUCAUGGUUUUUCAAUAAACUCUAAAAGAAUAUUAUAGAUCAUAAAAAAUUACAAUUUACAGCCUAAGGAAGGGAGGAAGGAGAAGCCGAAGGGAAAGAAAAGGAGCCCAAAUGGCAACGGGAGGAGAAGGAGGCAAUUUAUCAACACACGAUUGGUUGAUAAAGGCUUAAAAUAGUGUAUAUGUAACUACUAAAAUAAUGUAUAAAUAUUAAAAUAAACAUAGUGUUCCUACUUGGCGGAUUUUCACUUAUUGCGGGUGGUCCUGGAACCUAACCCCAGCGAUAAGUGAGGGAACACUGUAUUCAGUUGUUGAUAAAGAAGGAUGCAUCAGUAAUCAGAUGAACAGACUGAGGCUUAGGUGGGGAUGCUGUUCUUCUGGAACUUUAAUUCACAAUUUGGAUGUGCUCUUGGAGCUGUGUUGUCUUUUAGGGAACAGCAAUAGCCAAGUUUAUGUUGGUACUCUAGUGAUGUAUCUCCCAAGGUAAACCAACCCUACUACUUCUUUGGGGUAUUUUUUAAAGGCACACAGCCUGUUGUAACUUUUUCUAUCUGCUGUUUUCUUUGCAAAGUUCCCAAGCUACAAUUAAUACAGAAUGUGGCUGGAUUGGUAUGUGGUUGGAUUGAAUCACAGGGAAAUAGGACGUCAUCUUAACAAUUCCAGCUGACUGUGAAAUUCAGUUCUGUUUACCUAUUUUCAUACUGAAUGACUGGAGUAGAAUUAAGAACUUAGAUGUAUGUCUUCAAGAUGUUUCUGACUUGCAGCAAUCCUAAGGCGAGCCUAUCAUGGGGUUUGUAUUUCCAAAUGUUAUUGUAAAAUUUAAUGUUAUACGUGAGUAAUUUGUGUUACUCUAAUUCUUGGAAAAUUAACUUGACUCUAAUACAUUUGAGCAAUUGAGAUUAUAGUGACCCGACAUUUCAAAAGCUGUAGAUACUAUAUUUAAAAAUUAUGUGGGAAAUGACAUCCUUAACGCUGAUACUGUUUGUCUCAGAAAUGAGAUUACUUUUGCUAAUAAAAUAAUAAAAUAAAACUUUUAAAGUAUUAUUCAAAUUGUGAUUCAUUUUUCUAUUCUCCUUCAGUAGAUGUAAUAAUGGGUUUUAUACAUUCAUAAAGUAGGGAUGGAAAAGAAGUAAGGAAGAGUUUGUGAGUAAGCGAGAAACUAUUUUAUUCCUUUCUUGUGUUACAGCUUAUAGUAUGGAAUUAAUUCCAAAUAAUGUUAAAAUACUAUAUGAUGCAAACAUUUAAAAAAGAACUAAGCACCCAAUAGUAAUACAAUAUCCUAAAGAGUUUAAAAUAUAUAUACCUGAACAAUAUAGCCCAUUAAAUAUCUUUCUGAUCCGGUUAAAAUAAAUAAUAAACAAUUUUGAACUGUAACCGAAAGAAAUAUAAAUGAGAGGCAAUUCAUUUCCAUUGGGAAACCAAGUAUAAAUAUCUUCCUGUUCAGCUUCAAAAUUGUCCCCACUUCUUUGCUUUUGACAUAAAGUGCAACUUCCCUGCAGCUGAACCCAUUUUCAAUAAUACAAUAUAUUUUAAAGCUGGUAACUGGCUUAACUGUCAUGAUUUCUGUGAAGGAACCUUGGGGAAAUGUUUGUGAGACUGCUGAAUAUUUCCUUUUAAAGAAACCCAGAAUACACAGUAGAACAUGCUUGAAGUUUGCCUCUUCCUUUCAUGCCUGGAUGUGUGGCACCUGUCCUACAGAUGAAGAAAUGGUUCCUGUCAUGACCAUAGAAGUGCCAUAAUGUUGUGCUCUGUUUAGCAGAAAAUUGCACUAUGGGGCCUUAAAUUCCCUUCCCUGGUUCAUAUUUUUAUGCUAUAAAAGAAAAAGCAAUGUCUUUAGUCUGCAAAACAGUGACUUUAUUGCUGAUAAUCUAAUGCAGGUAAAGUGAGAGAUGCAUAUAUUUGCCAAACAUCACAAUGUCAUGCAAAGAUAUAAUCAAACGCUCACUAGACUAUGCUUCUUUUGGCAAAGCUUAUUCUGGAUUUUCCCACCACUGAGGUUGUGCUGUAUAAUUUUAUUAAAAUUAUGUUUCAAUUUUUAUUUUAUUUUUACCUGCCUUUACAUAGUGGAAGUAAAGUUCUAUGCUGUGUGUUUCAUCCUCAGAGUAGGACUUUAUUCUAUUUUAAUAUCUCUGUUUUGGAAUGGAAAAGGCCUCAAACCUGGCAUAUUUGUACAUGAUGGCAAAAAGGACUCUGUUCUGAAAGUCCUUGCAACUGUCACUCUUCUUCUCAGCAGUUUGUUUGCUGUUAUCCUCAUAUACUCACUGCGGACGUUUUAUGUAGGAACUAUGGAAACCACAGCAACAGUGCAAUGUAUGCUGCAGUCCACGUUCCUGGAACUUGGUUUACAGGAGCUUGGCCUAAAGGCUGCAAGGCCAAGGUCCGGUGUGCUGUUUCAGUGCCUACUUACAACUACUGUGAAUAUGAAUGGUGAGGGAUUGCAGUCACCUGCAGUAUUUGUGCUAUGUUUGUGUUCUUCCCGGAGGAUGUGCAUACACUUGCAGCAACUUGGUUGCUCUGAUGGAAGAGUACUACUCAAUUUUCUUUGGUCAGAUGACACCUGGAAUAUUGUGUACAAUUAUAGCACCACAAGAAGGAUAUUGACAAGCUGAGAUGCAUUCAGAGGAAGUAGACCAAAAUAAUUAAAGAUCUUGAAACUAUGGCCAGGGAGAUGGGAUAUGUUUAGCCUAAAAACAAAACACUUCAAAAAGUGAUAUGAUAGCCAUGUUUAAAUAUUUGAAAUAUACUGAUGAUGGAGCCAGCUUGUUUUCUGCUGCUCUAGAUACUAGAGCAUUUGAAACUACAUCCUGAAAACUACAGGAUAAGAGAUUCCAUUUAAGCAUUAGAAUGACUUUCCUGACAGUAAGAGCUGUUUGACAGUGAGCCAGAGUGUGGUGGAGUCUUCUUGUUCGGCAGUUGUAAAAUAGAGGCUGGAUGACAAUCUGUCAGGAGUGCUUUGAUUGUUUAUUCCUGCAUGACAAGGGGUUGAACUAGAUGCACCUUUGGUCUCUUUCAACUCUUUGAUCCUAUGCAUAUUGUGGGGAAAGCCCUACACAAGGUCCUUAGCUAGAGGAAUCUGAGCUGGCAGCCAAACUAUUAUUUUAAUUGGUUUGUUUUUAAAAGUUCUAAUGAUACAGUUCAUAUUGUUUCAUUUUCUAUAUAGUCCUAUUUAUCUUUUUUUUUAAAAAAAAGUGUGUGUUUUCUGAAUUGUGAGGAAAAGCCUGGUAUACAAAGUAAUAGUAAUACAAAUUCUUCCCAUUCUCCUGUUAUUACUCCAUACUCGAGAGAGUUGCUUUCAGUGGUGUCUGAAUACCAAAUUAUUUACUUCUGAAAUUUCUUUCUGAUGU
Messenger RNA from Anolis carolinensis (green anole), 20465 nucleotides. RefSeq names its product trafficking protein particle complex subunit 9 (gene trappc9). The transcript has 23 exons. The coding region runs from base 167 to 3361 and encodes 1064 amino acids. Gene Ontology annotation, cellular component: trans-Golgi network. NCBI's taxonomy places the organism in Eukaryota, Metazoa, Chordata, Lepidosauria, Squamata, Anolidae. The record is from RefSeq and is a predicted model, not a curated record.